This is a messenger RNA of Dictyostelium discoideum AX4, 1464 nucleotides long. RefSeq lists its product as hypothetical. The transcript is spliced from 4 exons. The coding region runs from base 1 to 1464 and encodes 487 amino acids. NCBI's taxonomy places the organism in Eukaryota, Evosea, Eumycetozoa, Dictyosteliales, Dictyosteliaceae. The record is from RefSeq and is a predicted model, not a curated record.
AUGACAGAUGCAAUUGUAGUGAUUGGAUUUAUUAAUACUGGUAAAGCAUCACUUUAUCAUAGUAUUAGAAAAGAUAAUUUAGGAUUAAAGGUUGCAUAUUUAUUUGAUGGAGUUGGAACAUUACCUCAAUCAGUAUUGGAUGAAUCUAAUGGUUAUAAAACAUUGGUUGAAGAUACAUGUAUCGAAUUACAAAAUGGGUCAAUAGUUACAGUUAUGGAAGAAGAAUUUAUUGGUGAUUUUAUAUUAAAAAAAGGUAAAUUUGAUAAAGUUAUCUUCUUUUCUCAUCCAUUUGAAAGUACAUUUUUAUUAGAAGUUUUAUCAUGUGCUGAUGAAAUGGAAGGUUCUUUAGGUGAUUUCAUUUCAAGUGUAAAAUUAAUAAAUGUAGUUUGUAUAUUAGAUGCUGAAUCAUUAUUAGAUGAUUUAAAAUCUGAUAAAAAAGUUGGAGAUAUCAUGAAAAUUAUGUCAAAUGAAGAAGAUGGUGAAGAAGAAGAAGGUGAAGAAAUUGAUAAUCAAGAUAUUGAUGAUAAAAAUUAUGAAAAAGAAUUAAGUGAGAAAUUUGAAAAACAACAAUUAGAAAAACAUGAUCAUUCAUCAUGUUGUGAUGAAAAAGGUGUUUGUAGUAGUAGUACAAAACAAAAAGAUACAAAAUUAGAAUGUGGUAAAGGUUGUCAAAAAGAAUGUUGUGAUGAUCAAAAUGAUGAAAUUGAUGAUCUUAAAGAUUUAGAUGCUGAUAUUGAUGAGUUAGUUAAAUCAUCAGAUAAAUUAGUUUCAACUUUAAUUUUAGAACAAAUAUCAAUUUCAAAUAUUAUAAUUUUAAAUAAAAUUGAUAAAAUUGAAAAAUCAAAAUUAGAAUUUAUUGGAAAAUUAUUAAAUUUAAUAUCAUCAUCAUUAGUUAUUGAAACUAGUUAUUGUAAGAUACCAAAUUUUCAAUUACUCUUUAACUAUGUUGUAACCAUUAGAGAUUACAAAUUAGAGAGUGAAACUGAUACUGAAACUGGUAUUUCAAUUGUAAAUUAUUAUCAAAGAAAACCAUUUCAUCCAAUUCGUUUACAUAAAUUAUUAUAUGAUACAAUUGAAAAGAAUGAAAAUAAUCAAUUAAAUUUAACAACAAAUUUUAAAGGUGUUUUAUUAACAACUGGUUUAAUUUGGUUAGCAAAUGAUAUGAAAAAUAAAUAUAAUUUUGAAAUUCUUGAAGGUAAAGAAAUGAUUGGUAAUAAACGUCCAUUUUGGUCAACAAUGAAAGAAAGUGAAUGGAAUCCAGCAAUUAAAGAAAAUAUUGAAAGAGAAAUUAAAUUAUUUAAAUAUCAAGAUAGAAAGAUUGAAUUGUCAAUCGUUGGUUUACAAUCAAAUGGUUUUGAUAAAGAUACAAUCAUUAAAAAAUUAGAUCAAUGUUUAUUAACUGAUAAAGAAAUGGAAUUAGGUCCAAACACUUGGGAAAUUGAUUUUAAAUCUGAUUUAUUUUGA